Molecule: messenger RNA, 3746 nt
Organism: Botrytis porri
Lineage: Eukaryota; Fungi; Ascomycota; Leotiomycetes; Helotiales; Sclerotiniaceae
Exons: 3
Coding region: 288-3746 (1152 amino acids)
Biological process (GO): negative regulation of transcription by RNA polymerase II
Cellular component (GO): transcription repressor complex; nucleus
Molecular function (GO): protein binding
Source: RefSeq, a predicted model, not a curated record
CUUCAUUCUGCAUUCUCUCUCGUGCUUAUGGAUAACGCUCAAUAAAAAGAAGGCUUAGAACCAAUAUUACCUCACUAUUAUAACAACUGUGUGAGGGUGCUGGAAAUACAAUUUUCGCAAUCUUGAAGAUCUAAUCGUCCGAAAUCCAGGUAUUAUAAACCCAUGUCUAUUUUGAGAUUUAACCUUAGUCCUCAGCCACGUAUGCAACCUCGUCCCAACUCGAACCUCAGCCGUACGAACAAAGAUGUCUAUUACACACUCUCUUCAUCUGCUUUAUCGCAAUAACAAUGGCAGAGGCUCUCGGAAUUGUCUCUAGUGUUAUUGCAGUUAUUGAUUUAUCUGUCAAAGUUGCCUCACGGUGCUCCGAAUACUACACAAAUGUCAAGAAUGCUCAAGACGAUAUCAAACGUCUCCAAAGUGAGGCUCAAGAAUUAAAAGCAAUACUUGAGAAGGUUCAUUCAACAUGCGACGGUUCAAAUGGUGUAAGACUCCAAGAUCCCCAAAGCUUGUGUAAAGGGGUCGAGGAUUGCCAGAAGCAGCUCGUACAGCUGGAGGGAAAGCUUGAGCCUCGAGGAGCAAACAAAUUAAUGAAUCGCUAUGGGAUACGCGCCUUGAAAUGGCCUUUCAAAAGCAAAGAGGUGGAUAGUCUUAUAAAGAAACUCGAAAAUUGCAAGGCCAAUAUAUCUUUCAGUCUCCAAGUCGACCAAGAGGUGCAAAUUCUUAACAUCCAUCAAAAUAAUGUACUUGAUAAACUGCGAUAUGUCAACAACGCCGCGUUUGACUCCCACGAUGAAGAACACAAUGCCCGAUGCUACCAAGACACACGAGCGGAACUCCUUCGGCACAUAGAUAGCUGGGCUAGCGAUCGAGACAGCAAAUGUAUAUUCUGGUUAAAUGGUAUGGCAGGCACUGGCAAAUCUACGAUAUCCCGUACUGUGGCCCAAAAUCUUGCCCAAAAGGGAGAGCUCGGCGCCAGUUUCUUCUUUAAGAGGGGUAAAGGCGACCGUGGCCACGCAGGAAUGUUUUUUGCAACAAUUGUCACUCAGCUCGUCCAAAAACUACCUUCCUUAGCACCACAUGUUCGAGAUGCGAUCGAAGCUGACCCAGGAAUCUCUGGGAAGGCUUUGGGUCAACAAUUCGAUACACUUGUUUUGAAACCAUUAAUGAAGAUACAAAAUGAUCCUCAGAAAUCUUCUAGUAUAGUGAUUGUGGUUGAUGCUCUUGACGAGUGUGAUCGAGAAAAGGAUGUUGAAGCUAUCAUUCGCCUAUUUUCACAAGCGCAGCACAUCGCAUCGCUCAAGUUCUUCUUGACAAGCAGGCCAGAGCUUCCGAUUCGCCUGGGCUUUAAGAAAAUAGGAGAUAGAUAUAAAGGAUUAGUUCUCCAUGAAAUACCCGAGGAAAUUGUUAAGGAAGAUAUCUCUUCAUUCCUAGAACAUGAACUAGCAAUAAUCCGAGAAGAUUAUAACAUAUCAGUCACCCAAAACCGGCAAUUACCCGCGGAUUGGCCAGGCUAUACAAUCAUCCAAAGUUUAGUCGGAAUGGCAAUCCCAUUGUUUAUUUUUGCUACAACCAUCUGCCGGUUCAUCAAUGACCGAAAAUGCGGCCAACCGAAGGAGCAGCUUGCUGAGGUCCUGAAAUAUGAGGGUAGAAGCCAAGUGUCUAAACUUGACGCAACAUAUCUCCCUGUCCUAAACCAGCUAAUCUUCGAAGUUAAUCCUUCACAGAGAAGAGGUAUAUUACAAGACUCCAAGCAAGUCGUUGGAUCAAUCGUCAUUCUUGCUAGCCCUCUUUCCGCUACUUCUCUUGAUCGACUCCUUGGACUCCCUGAAGGUAUAGUCGACAGUAAAACAGAUCUCCUCCACUCCGUUCUAAGCAUCCCCUCUCGUCCUGAUCACCAUAUACGACUGCUCCAUUUGUCGUUCCGGGACUUUCUCAUUGAUACUGAGAAGUGCGGAACGAAUCCCUUUUGGAUUGACGAGAAAGAUACUCAUAAGAAGUUAGCGACCCGAUGCAUUGAACUCUUAUCGACGGGCGAAAAUCUCAAAAAAGAUAUUUGCAAUGUUCGAACACCAGAAAAGCCACGAGCAGAUAUUGAUAAACAAACGAUAGAUUUUCACCUGCCAUCCGAAAUUCAAUAUGCUUGCCAGUAUUGGGUAUACCACUUGAAGGAAAGCGGAAGUAGUAUAUACGAUAGCGAUCAAGUCCACAAUUUCCUCAAGUGUCAUUUUCUCCCCUGGCUUGAAUCAUUAAGCUUGAUUGGAAGGCUACGAGAAAGUAUUGGGAUGGUAGACAGCUUAUUGAAUAUAAUAGAUCCAAUAAAAGGCGACCAAAUAGCUAGGUUCCUUCAUGAUGGAAAGCGCUUUAUCCUCAGCUACUACUCUAUAGCUGACUCAUCGCCCCUCCAACUCUACUCCUCCGCACUCACCUUUGCUCCAAAGAAAAGCAUCAUUCGAAAUACAUUUCAUAACUAUAUCCCUGAUUGGAUCUUACAGAAGCCAAAUACAGAUCUGGGAUGGAAUACAGUUCUUCAGACGCUCGAAGGGCAUAGCGGUUCGGUCAACUCGGUCGCUUUCUCGGCCGACUCGAAGCUGCUGGCAUCGGCAUCGCGCGAUCACACAAUCAAGAUCUGGGAUACAGCUACAGGCACACUACAGCAGACGCUCGAAGGGCAUAGCAAUUCGGUCAACUCGGUCGCUUUCUCAGCCAACUCAAAGCUGCUGGCAUCGGCAUCGUGCGAUCGCACAAUCAAGAUCUGGGAUACAGCUACAGGCACACUACAGCAAACGCUCGAAGGGCAUAGAGGUUCGGUCAACUCGGUCGCUUUCUCGACCAACUCGAAGCUGCUGGCAUCGGCAUCGGGCGAUCACACAAUCAAGAUCUGGGAUACAGCUACAAGCACACUGCAGCAAACGCUCGAAGGGCAUAGCAAUUCGGUCAACUCGGUCGCUUUCUCAGCCAACUCAAAGCUGCUGGCAUCGGCAUCGCGCGAUUACACAAUCAAGAUCUGGGAUACAGCUACAGGAACACUGCAGCAAACGCUCGAAGGGCAUAGGUGUUCGGUCAACUCGAUCGCUUUCUCAGCCAACUCAAAGCUGCUGGCAUCGGCAUCGCACGAUUAUACAAUCAAGAUCUGGGAUACAGCUACAGGCACACUACAGCAGACGCUCGAAGGGCAUAGCAAUUCGGUCAACUCGGUCGCUUUCUCGACCAACUCGAAGCUGCUAGCAUCGGCAUCGAAUGAUCGCACAAUCAAGAUCUGGGAUACAGCUACAGGCACACUGCAGCAAACGCUCGAAGGGCAUAGGGGUUCGGUCAACUCGGUCGCUUUCUCAGCCAACUCAAAGCUGCUGGCAUCGGCAUCGUGCGAUUACACAAUCAAGAUCUGGGAUACAGCUACAGGAACACUGCAGCAAACGCUCGAAGGGCAUUUCGGCGUCAGGAAUUUAUCAUUUGGUAUCACAAACUCAACCUUAAUUACAGACAUUGGCUGCUUUAGGUUAAAUAUAAACAGCAACAUCCCUUUGCCUUCAUCUUCUCGAGCAAUAAAUAGUAGAAGCCACCGUCAAGGAUUAAGUAUCAAUGAGUCUUGGGUAAUAUGGAAUGACCAGAAUCUUCUUUGGUUACCACCCGACUUCCGGCCUGAAAUCUUUACUAUCUCGCAUACCGGCUCGAAACUCGCCAUUGCAUGUCAAUCUGGGAGAGUUUUUAUUAUCGGAAUAAAUGAUCCAUAUAGUAAUAUUCUUUAA